Colletotrichum chrysophilum is the source of this 723-nucleotide messenger RNA. RefSeq lists its product as uncharacterized. The transcript has 2 exons. NCBI's taxonomy places the organism in Eukaryota, Fungi, Ascomycota, Sordariomycetes, Glomerellales, Glomerellaceae. The record is from RefSeq and is a predicted model, not a curated record. Bases 1 to 723 code for a protein of 240 amino acids.
AUGGUGGAGGCGCGCUCUAAUCUCAACGACAAGGAUAAAUCCCCGGAUGGUAGUAUGGCAACCACCUAUGGUAAAUUCACGGGGCUUCAGAUUCCCUGCUUCGUGGAGGGUGCCGAGUACGACCUCAACAAUAUCUCUCAGGUACCCCGUGCGGAUAUGACUAGCUUCAACAUCAACGGCUCCGAUUACCAAGUCCCGGAAACGUGUCUCUACAAGGUUGGGGGGACCUCGGCUGGAGGCGUGCCCAUCUGUCAAACCCAGUGGUGGCUUGCACCUCUGUACCAUAAUCUCACAGCAACCUUCGACUCCGUCAGUGAUUCGUUCGAGAAACUUGCUGCGGCCAUUACUACUCAGUUCAGAAUCACGGGUACCAGCAAUGAGACAUUCUCUUUGACGGGCUACAAAGAGGCGGUUAUCGGUAGUGUGCUUGGAACAACAGUGUGUACGAGAUUCGACUGGCAAUGGGUUCUGCUACCUAUCACUCUGGUCUUUGCAACAGCCAUUCUGCUGACCGUCGCUGCUGCGCAAAGCUGGACUGAUCCGGCAAUACCAGUGUGGAAGACCUCAAUUCUACCAAUGCUUUUCUACAACAAAGUUGACUCCUCGCACAAUGAAGGAAUGCCAACCUUGGGUUUAGAUGAGCUGCAGAAGGUUGCAGAAACCACGAAGGCGAAGUUUCAAACUAGACCCAGCGCGAGAAUCGAAGGCGAUUUCACGGAAUAG